Molecule: messenger RNA, 4255 nt
Organism: Pseudomyrmex gracilis
Lineage: Eukaryota; Metazoa; Arthropoda; Insecta; Hymenoptera; Formicidae
Gene: trc
Product: serine/threonine-protein kinase tricorner
Exons: 10
Coding region: 1767-3509 (580 amino acids)
Biological process (GO): peptidyl-serine phosphorylation; intracellular signal transduction
Molecular function (GO): protein serine/threonine kinase activity; ATP binding
Source: RefSeq, a predicted model, not a curated record
CGGCGGCUCACAACGCGCGCGCGAGUCUAUCGCAAGACCCCGAGCGAGCGAGCGAUUCCGGUCUCGGUUUCUUCGUUGUAAAGAUCGCCGUCUUCAUUGCGACCGCGAUCUUUUGCUGUACAGCUACAAAACGCGAGUCUUCGGUGAAACGCGCGUUUGUAACUUGAAAAAAAUUGCGUAAUCCCGAUAGUCCCAUGUCCUUCUUGCUCUCUAGGAUGGGUUAAAGAUUAGAAAGAGCGUGUUUCUUCGCUAGUGUGAUGAUUGUUUGUCAGGUAUAUCAGUGACGUGACGUGACGCCGCGAAUUUUCCUUGUGGUUUUGAAAAAGAGACGUGCGAGUGAGAUUCCAUCGACGACCUGUUCGUCCUUCGUCCUCAACGAGGGAAGGAGGAAAAGAGAGACGCGCUGGACGAUCGAGUGAGAGAGAAAGAGCGAGAAAGGGCAACGUGUUAUAAGCCGUCGAAGUCGUCGGCAUUCUGGAGUCGUCUGCUCGCCGCGCUCGCGUUCAGGGCGAAUGAACUGCGCACACCGGCGAUGAUAGUGUUCUCGGCGGCGCGGCGAUGCGCGAGUAAUGACGGAGCUACGUGACCGACCGAGCACGACCGGUGGUGAUACAGAGAGAAAGAGAGAGAGCGGGGAAAGAAAGAAACGCAACGCAUAUCCAACCUCGACCUCCAAGUGUCGAGUGUGCGGUAGCGCGCGGCACCACCACGACGUCGACGACGUCGUCGCGUUACGCGUUUACGGUCAAACGUUUGCGGGACGUUGUCACGAAUAAAAGACGAAAUCUCGUGAUAAAAACAACUUAUAUCUAGUAUUAUUCAGUAAGGCUGGCAACGAGCCGAAAACGGAGUACCUUGUAACGUACCAAAUAGCGAAACGCAUUUAGAUUCGACGUGCAAUCGUUCUCUCGCAAGAUAUUCGAUUAACGGAUUCACAUACUCGUUAAGAUUCUGAAUAUUUUUUUUUUGAUAGGAAGAUAUAUCGAUCGCACGAGAGUGACGAAGAUUGCGCGGAGCUAGAACGCGAACCGGAGUAUGUAAUCUCCGGAUCUUGCGAGUUCAACAAGUGGACCGUCGCGCUAAAAAACUUGCACUGGAUCAUCCUCGAAAACCAGAAAUCACGACGUUAUCGUGUGACGUCACGUGUCGAACGGUGAUUUCCCAGAAAGUGAUUUCCUCUCGAUUCGAGCAUUUUCGACGAUUGGAGUUCGACGACGAUCGAUUUCGGAGCGCAACAAGUUGAAGGGAGAAAGCACGUGGGAUAUUGCAACGCAACGCGCGCACGGAUCACCCGAGGUGUGUGUCCCUUCUCCCGCCCCCGGUCCUUACGUAAGAUUGCCGUGACGAACACGUUGAUAACUUUUGGUCUCUCGUCGUUUGCCAACGUCACUGAUAAAAGCGGCCAAGAGAGCGAGACAAUAUAAAGAGAACCAAUCAGUCGACGAUUGCGAGUCGUGACGCGAGCGUACGAUAUCUCGUUGCGCGAAUCUCGCAGCGUAGAAGAAGAUUGAUCUCGAGAAUCAACGGAACUCGCGGGUCGAGUUUCUCGCGCGGCCGAGAAAAAAAAACAUUCGUCGCAGGUUUGCGAUGCCGGUACUUAAAGUUGUGUGACACAGAAGUGCGAUAGUCAUCCUCGAAAUUAUAUAUUUUCGUCAAGAAACACAAGAAACUUACUUAACGGAUUAAGGGCUCGGAAAAGAGAAAGAGAUUAGGUUCGUGUCUUGUGGAGAUUAUUGAGUGCGGCGGGACCCGCCAAGCGAUCUUGAAUGACCUUCGUAUUCUGCGGCUUCGUCUUCGACUCGUCCGACGAGAAGACGAGACAGAUGCCGGUCGCUUCGGAGGACUGGACGCCCCACCCGGGCGCCAAGAUAACCAGUUCCAUUACCACCGUCAAGGGUGCCACCAUACAGAGCACGACGACGGCCUGGAUGUCGCCCUACAGCAGGACGACGCCACCGGAUCGCGGUGGCUCCAACAAUAACAACAAUAACAACAACAAUGGUGUGGUUAUACUAGACGGGUGCAGACCGCCGGCGGCCACCACGGCCAGGAGGUUCUUUAGGUGGUUCAGCAGAUUGGGGCAACCGCCGAUGGGAAAAUCAGGGGUGUUGGAGAUGGCGGCUACCGAGAGCACGAUUCGAUUUAGUGGCCACACGCUGGACAAGGCGACCAAGGCCAAGGUUACGCUGGAGAACUAUUACAGUAAUCUGAUAGCGCAGCACAUCGAGCGGAAGCAGAGGCUGGCAAAGCUCGAAGAGUCGCUCAAGGAUGAAGGUCUCUCGGAACAGCAGAAGCAGGAGAAAAGACUGCAACAUGCCCAGAAGGAGACUGAGUUUCUUCGACUCAAGCGGUCCAGGCUCGGUGUCGAAGAUUUCGAGCCUCUCAAGGUUAUCGGCAGAGGUGCCUUUGGCGAGGUGAGACUCGUGCAAAAGAAGGACACCGGACACGUAUACGCGAUGAAGAUUUUACGGAAGGCGGAUAUGCUCGAAAAGGAACAGGUUGCUCACGUCAGAGCGGAGAGAGACGUCCUCGUGGAAGCGGAUCAUCAGUGGGUCGUAAAAAUGUAUUACAGUUUCCAGGAUCCUAUAAAUCUCUAUCUGAUAAUGGAGUUUCUUCCCGGCGGUGACAUGAUGACGCUACUUAUGAAGAAGGAUACUCUUUCCGAAGAGUGCACGCAAUUUUAUAUUUCCGAAACGGCGUUAGCGAUCGACUCCAUACAUAAAUUAGGUUUUAUCCAUAGAGACAUCAAGCCAGACAACCUGUUGCUGGACGCACGGGGCCACAUAAAACUCUCUGACUUUGGGCUGUGCACGGGUCUGAAGAAAUCGCACCGAACCGACUUUUAUCGGGACCUAAGUCAAGCGAAACCUUCCGAUUUCAUGACAUCAUGCGGGAGUGGUAGCGGUGGCGCAAUGGACAGCAAAAGAAGAGCCGAGAGCUGGAAGAGAAAUAGGAGAGCGUUAGCUUAUAGCACAGUGGGCACUCCCGACUAUAUCGCGCCGGAAGUGUUCCUGCAAACUGGUUACGGACCUGCCUGCGACUGUUGGUCUCUAGGAGUUAUCAUGUACGAGAUGCUUAUAGGAUAUCCACCGUUCUGUAGCGAGAAUCCACAGGAAACGUAUAGAAAAGUAAUGAACUGGCGAGAAACUCUAGUGUUUCCGCCCGAAGUUCCCAUUAGCGAAGAGGCUAAGGACACCAUUAUCAGAUUUUGCUGCGAAGCCGACAGAAGAUUAGGUGCGCAAAGAGGUAUCGAAGAGCUCAAGUUGGCGCCCUUCUUCCGCGGUGUCGAUUGGGAACACAUUAGAGAAAGACCUGCCGCUAUACCAGUUGAAGUGCGUUCCAUCGACGACACGUCCAAUUUUGACGAGUUUCCGGACGUGAAACUGGAAAUACCGUCCGCGCCGAUGCCACAGGACGGCGAGGUGAUAUACAAGGACUGGGUGUUCAUCAAUUAUACCUUCAAGCGCUUCGAGGGUCUUACGCAACGAGGCACGCCGACCAAGAAAUAGCAACCCCUCACUUCCUGUUCGAUCACUAGCGCCGCUGCCAAUCAUCAGCCGGCUGACGUGAUCGAAAUUCCGGCCUUGGUACAUCAUUCUCAUCCGCCGUCAUCAACGACAACAGCGUCGCGCACAGCAAACGGCUGACCUGUCUCUCGCUGUCGAGUGCGGUUCGACUCGGACUCGGAGUUUAUUCUUAUUUUGUAUAUACGCGUGAUGAGCACGAGUCAUUGUCAUGUGAAUAUUUGGCGUUAUCAUGAAGUAUCGACAACAUACUUGGUCGCAGCUUAGACGCGAACACGUUAGGCGGAAGAGUGAAGUGAUAAAAAGAUAUACACAAAUGAUCGCAUGCCUCGACGCGCAUGUCGAUAACGGCGACGAAAUCUUUUGUUGUGUGACUCACGUUGAUCCUCGUGUCCUCGAGGAGCGUUAUAUUUUUUAUUUUCGUCGUACCGCGGAGGAAGCGUUUUGUGCGAAACGUAGCAUAAUAAGCUCUCUGUGGUAAUGGUAUUGAAUGGAAAACGGUUGGAGAGAGUCUCGGUUUCACAUGGUUCUCACAAGUCACUCGCAGAUCACUUUUUUAUUUAUCCGUGCGACGCGCGUUGAAACGGAAUUAUUAUAAGAGGUGUUAUAUUUGUGUCACAGGAGCGCAAAACGUUCCGCUAAGCUCUUGAAUUAAGCUCUCUGUUUCUCUCUGUCUCUCUCUCUCUCUCUCUGUCUCUCUCUCUGUCUCUCUCUCUCUCUCUCUGUCUCUC